Talaromyces proteolyticus is the source of this 1404-nucleotide messenger RNA. RefSeq lists its product as uncharacterized. Bases 59 to 1141 code for a protein of 360 amino acids. The record is from RefSeq and is a predicted model, not a curated record. NCBI's taxonomy places the organism in Eukaryota, Fungi, Ascomycota, Eurotiomycetes, Eurotiales, Trichocomaceae. The transcript is spliced from 2 exons.
CAAAAAAGAGACAAGAAAACAAAACAAUACUGAAGACCCAUGACGAGCUCAAGUGAUAAUGUGGUAUAGCUUCAUUAUACUUCUUCCUCCGCUGGCUACAGCACUAUGUGCACCCACUGCUUCUGUGACAAUCUCUAUACAUGGGAAAUUGCUUCCUCAGCCGACGUCAGUAUUCGACGACGAGUCUCAUGCUGCUUUGCGGCGUGAUGCCACCAAUAGUGCUUCUACCACGCAAGUAUCCCUAGUCACGUCUUACGCACCACCUUCAGUAUGUGGCUGGUCUGACGGCGAUGCGACUAGCGGCGCAUUGUACUGCAGCUAUGGCGCCCAAUGCCUUUUCCAUGCGUCGGACUCGGCCUGGCCAGCUAUGAGGGGAUGUUGUCCACUCGGCUAUGAUGGCGGCUGUGAAUUCGAAACCACCUGCUAUGAUAGCUCCCGUCUCUCUGCUACUCCAUCGUUGCUUUCCACUACUGAUCCGUUUGGUGUCUACUGCCCCGAUACAAUCGCACCAUCAUGCAUCCCAAUAGUCUUCCCUCAGCUAGGAUAUACAGACUACGGAUGUGGAACAGUAUUCACUACAUUGACAAUAUACACGGAUCUCACAAUUACGCCCACGGCGUCAAGCAGCUCAGCAUACAUUACAAUGGCAUCGAUGAGUUCUGUACCUGAUAGCCUGCUGCAGGAACUUGCCAAUUAUGAUCACAGGACAUCAUCAUCAUCAUCAUUAUCAUCACCACCACCACCAUCACCAUCACCAUCGACGCCAGUCAGUAUAUCAAAACCUACUUUCUCUGCUGUUCCCUCCUCGGCUGGUUCCUCCACACCAGUCGGCGCCAUUGUCGGUGGAGUGGUGGGUGGAGUCGUCGGUAUUGGAGCUCUUUGUGCCGCGUCCUUCAUAUUUUGGUUAUCGAAGAAGAAGCAGAAGUCGAAAAUGGAAAGUACCGAGGGCCAGUUGAACCCGCGGUAUUCCACGGUCCCACAGUCAUUCCAAACCUCGAUCAUUUCUGAAGUUGAUGGGGCGCAAGUCCCAAAUACGGGACGUGCUGAGUUGUACGUCCCAGAAAUAUAUAGUAUAAGGCAAGAACCAGUUGAGAUGGACGCUCAUGGUCCCAAGGGAGUAGUGGAGCUGCCGUCGAAGUAGCUUAUGCCCCUAUAUAGGAAGAGAUAAGAUGCUAUAUAUGGGCAGUUUGCUUUCGUCAAAGAGAGCGGUUGAAAUGGGAUUCAUGCAAGAUGAAUCUCCUGGCUAACGCGUACACACCGUCAUUGGAUGGCGAGUCAAUCGCUUUUCUGAUGAAACGGCUAGCGCCAGAAUAGAGAAGAUGGAUUUGAAGAGGCUAAUUACCAAUCACGAUUUAUGUAACAUACGUCAACUAACUAAAUAAAUAAUAACUAGUCAGUUUUUGA